AUGAUAAUAAGGGAAAGUUGCUUAAUGAGACCUUUUACAAGAAUUGUAAGCCGUAGGAGGCUCAAUAAUAUAAGGUACUAUUCUUCUAAGGACGAUGAUAGUUAUUUGAUGAGAAGACUCCAAGAUCUGAAGGAUCAGAGCACCGUGGACAAGAACGAUCCCCUAGUCAAGUUGUCACAAUUUUGUGAGAAUGACGUUGGCAAUGAAUGGGCUUACGAAGAGGAUAAGAUCAAUGCUGAUAAGAUUCUAGAAAUUAUUAAUGCACAACAGAGGGUUUCCAAUAUGCACCUAGGUUCCUCGUCAGACGAAGAUGGACAAAAGGCCUCCCGACCACCAUCAGCAUCAGAUUCUGAAGCACAGAGAGAAGCAUUCCAAUUUAUUAACAAGAUGCCAGGACACACUUUCCAAGAUAAAAUCGAGACUGCUCAAAAGAGGGCUAUAAGGUACAAAUUGAGACAGGAAAAGAUUCAAGAGGCCAGAGACCAAAAGGAACAAUCACAUUUUAGAGAAUUAUAUGCUGAGAGGUUUACGCCUAUUGGUUCCUUUGAAAAACUGGAAUCACUUGCUGAUAGAAGAAUUGAAGAAAGUAUGAGACAGGGUGGAUUUGAAGAUGUGGGGAAGGUAAGGGGAAAACCUACCGAAUUACCCAGACCAAAUCAGCAUGUGAGUACUACAGAGCACUAUCUGAACAACAUUUUGGUUAAACAAAACAUUGCACCACCUUGGAUCGAAAAUCAGUGGAGAGUCAAUCGUAACGUAACGGAUUUCAGAGCAGAACUGUUUGGAGAAUUUGAAAGGGAAUUGUCCUCUAUUUUGAAAAAAUUCAAAUUAUUCAAUAGUUCUAGCAACGUGGAAACAGUACGUAGAUCCAUUGCCCAUAGUUACGGUAGUGUUGAUGGAUUUUUAAAAUAUCGUUUUGAGAAUUGGAAAAAUUCUAGAAAGACUUGGGCAGAUAGAAAAAUUAGUACCAUUAACAGUGGAUUAAGAACUUAUAAUCUACAGGCUCCAUUAUCAACGCAAAAAUUAUAUUUGGUAUCAGACAAGGAAUUUCAACGGGUACUUGAUAAUAUCAAUUUUGACAAUCUAAUAGAUAGUGAAAUUACUUCUUCAAAGAACAAACAGGCCGAAGAGCGGCAUACGGCUCAAUCUAAAUCCCCAUCCCUAGGAGCAUUCUUUAAACUUUGGUGA
Zygosaccharomyces rouxii is the source of this 1188-nucleotide messenger RNA. Its product is annotated as DUF1992 domain-containing protein. The coding region runs from base 1 to 1188 and encodes 395 amino acids. The transcript has a single exon. Lineage: Eukaryota; Fungi; Ascomycota; Saccharomycetes; Saccharomycetales; Saccharomycetaceae. The record is from RefSeq and is a predicted model, not a curated record.